UUUGCAAGGAUCUGCAGACGCGGCUAGAUAAAUAAUGCAGCUGCCUCUUGUGCAAAGUCCGGGCUGAUGUGUGUGCGUGUGUUUGCGCGCGCGCGCCGCGAACUCUGAUACCACCGGGGAUAGAAGGCUGAUUAAAUCUCACUGAUAUGAUAAGGGAAGUCACGUGGAGAGACAGACAGAGAGAGAGAGAGCCGGGGAGGAAUGCAUGGGGUUUGUUUACUGCAGCAACCGGAGGCUGCGAAGUGGAGAGAGAGACCCCGCAUCCCUUCGCUUCCUUGCUCUGCCUUGGGCUCGCCAAAGGAUGCUGGAGAGAGGAUGCGAUUCUGCAAGGUGUAGAAUCGCGCAUCAGCCGAUGUAAAAGCAACCGCAGCGACAACGACGAAAAUCCCGAAGCAGCCAUUCGCCUAUAAUGGGACCGGGCAUCCGGGAGUAUCCCUUUCCGCUGCGCGCAGGGAGCCUGCAAAACGAAGCUCCGGCCCAUGAGAUCCUCGAAGGAAAAGGAAUGGUAACUUCCAGUGGAGGAAAGAGCCACCCAAAUGCCAAGGAAAUCAAGAAAUCACCUCCACAUAUAAGACCUUCUCCCAGCAGACUUGGCAAAAAUAUUUCAGCCACUACUGAAAAGACUUCCUGUCAUGCAACAGAACACAAGCAGACAACUCUUCACUACAAAGAAAAAAACCAACUUUGUGAAAAUCUCCAACAAAAUAGAACAACAAAUGUUUGCACUUCUUCAUACAAAGCGCCAAGGUUAAAAAAGGAGCCUCUGGUCAGAAAGUAUUACGAGGCUGGAAUGAGCAAAAUCCCUUCUGUGUUUAAGGAUGCUUCCUGGAGUGAUUCCAGCAGAGCAGAAGAUGGGCUGACUCAGAGUUUUUGUUGCGAGCAAAAAGGCAAUUUAGAGAGAAACUCUGGAGGGCAUUCAGCUGAAGCAGACCCCUACAGCCCCGGAUAUCAAAGUGUCUCUGCUGACGCGAUGUUUCUUGACUUCGAAUCCAUCCGGAUCAUGAAAGACGAUUCUGAUCAGGACAGCGCCAGUGACCUUUCUGACUCGGAAAGAAUCCCCAUUCCCCCUUCGCCUUGCACCCCACCGGAACUCAACCUGAGAGCGGAGGAGAUUGACCCUCUGUGCUUCGAAUACCUCUUUGACACAAAAUUCAAGCAGCCCGAUUACUAUUACCCGGACUUCCUGCCGCCCCCUUUCAACACAUGGGACUUGAAAGGGCUGGUAGCAUUCGUCAACACAGAAUGCAAAUCAGAAUCUCGGCCAGAGCCGGCAGGGACGCUUGAGAAGUACGUCGACCGGCUUUUGGAGCUGGAGUGGCUGCAGAUGCAGACGAUACAGGCUGAGAAGGGGAAGGCGGCCAAGACAAGGCCUCAGACUGCUCCCGGUGCCCUCCGGACCUUAAAAAGCCCUGGCAAAAACAAACCAUUGCACAGUCCUUUUGCACAGAAACAGCUGACUGUCCAUGAAGGUUCUCCAAGAGUCCUCGCUGGCCAGCAGGGUCACAAAAGAGAGUUGCAUGGCGAAGGACCCAGCCAGGUCGUUCCCUAUGAAGGUCAGUUGAGAACAGCUGAAGCAACGUGUGGCUUCUCAGCUCGCCCCAGGCGACCUUGUGAAGCACGAGGUGAAGCCAAAAAGCGGCCUACCGCCAAGCAGCAGUUGGUCAGUAAGCAUCCUCCUGAUAGUAGCUCUAUAAUCCAGGGAGCUGGCAACAUCAGGCCACCCAAGCAAGCCUCUUCCUUCCACAGUUCAGCUGCCCCUCUCAAGGGGCUGCCAGCCCACGCCUGCCCAAAUCCCAAAAAGAACGGGAAUGCUGGUAAUUACGUUCCUGCCAAAAAAGUUUCGGCGGAUAAGAAGCUAAAGGCAAAUGGCACGAAGCAAACACCAUGUAAAUUUAAAUAACGCUGCAGUAGCAGAGUUUGCUGUUCUUGUUGCUGUGGGGCUUGGCAAUCCUUUCUGUGUGGCAAAGAGCUAGAAUAGCAGUUCGAGUGCUGUGGAGAAGGAAGAAAUAUGCUCCUCCCUGAUUUCCUUGCCAUGCAUUGUGAUUGGACUUGGUGUCAGAGGUCUGGUUCACCCUUCCCCAAUCAACACAACCCAGGAAGCUAAGUGCCCCAUCCCUUGUGGUGACUCCCACUGCAGCGGCCAGUGGGAAAAGGGUCUUGCUUUUCAUGAUACACUGAUAAAAACCUGCUCAAAGCCCACCCGAUCUUGUUCUUACACUGAUUUGAAAUAUCUGGUUCUGAAGUGGUCAGGCAAUAACCCUUUUCCUUUCUGUUGAGCUAAGUUUUCUCAGUUUGUUGUUUUUUUAACAAGAAAAUGCUGUUGUGAGGUGGGAGGACCUUGCUGUUUUCCCAGGGUUACUUCAAAGUGUGCUGUUAUGCGGUGAAAUAGCGAUAUGCUCGUAAGGAAACAACAACAGCAGCAGCAAUUUAUUAUUCUUAUGCUGCCCGUCUGACUGGGUUGCCCCAGCCACUCUGGGCAGCUUCCAACAAAUUAUAAAACUGUAGUAAAACAUCAGAUAUUAACAAACAACACAUGCUUGUUUCCAAACAAGCUUACCGUUGCUAUAAUCGCAUCUCGAUUUUACUGCACAGGGAUGCAUUUAUAAGCACCAAUACAUGCAGAAAACUCAUGGGAAUUUUCCCCCUGUUUAAAAUGAUACUGCAGACUUGCUACAUUUGGAGAAACAAUGAUUUAUUUGCUUUAAUCAGGGAAGUUUCAAAUAGAAUGGGAACGCAUUGUUUUGGGGACAGUCGUAUGAGAAGAACCUUGGGGGUGAUGAAUAUGUAC
Lacerta agilis (Sand lizard) is the source of this 2788-nucleotide messenger RNA. It is a transcript of the gene FAM217B, whose product is annotated as family with sequence similarity 217 member B. The transcript is spliced from 4 exons. Bases 410 to 1900 code for a protein of 496 amino acids. Lineage: Eukaryota; Metazoa; Chordata; Lepidosauria; Squamata; Lacertidae. The record is from RefSeq and is a predicted model, not a curated record.